AGGAGGCUCCGGAGGGAGAGAGGGUGGGUUUAGGGGAAAAAGUAGCUAAACCUUCCCUAGCAUGUCCGUGCUGCCUCCGCGCACUAAUAGUUGCCAUGUUAGCCGUGCGCUCGCGCUGUUUUAGCAGCUGUUGUCAUAGCACCGGGGCCUUCGCAACAACUGUAAAUAGCUCAAUAUUGUAGCCUGUUCGCUUUACUUUUGUUAGCCGCGUUAGCUAGCUGCUCGGGUCACUCUCCCCCUCUCUCCCCCUCUCCCUCUCCCUCUCCCCGCCGUGUGUCUCUCCGUCUCCGCGUCUUCUGGUGCGAGACCCACGGUCCUCCGCUCGCCUCCCCCACUUUGUUCCGUCUCGCGGCCGGUCGCCGGUGACAUUUUUGGCGACUUUUGCGCCCGUUCGCUAGCGAAGCGGCGGCCGCGGCGGUUCGUCCGCUUUAAAUGAAGUUGGUGCCGAUAUGUGCGAGGCGUUUGACGACGAAACUGGACGUAACGCCGCUCUCCAGAGAGCGAGCGAGAAAGAGAAACAGCAAGAAGGAAAGAGAGAGAGAGAGAUACACAGCUUUUCCCAGCCAGCCAGAGAGCCCAGCUAUUCUGCUACAGUGGAGUUAAUCAAGUUGAUGCAUACUGCUGCAGGUUAUGAGGACGGCAGGAUGGAGUUCCCAGACCACAGCAGACAUUUACUCCAGUGUCUGAGUGAACAGCGGCACCAAGGCUUCCUGUGUGACUCUACGGUGCUGGUGGGCGAUGUCCAGUUUCGUGCCCACCGCGCUGUCCUGGCUUCCUGCAGCAUGUAUUUUCACCUCUUCUACAAGGACCAGCUGGACAAGAGAGACGUGGUGCACCUCAACAGCGACAUUGUCACGGCUCCGGCCUUUUCCCUGCUCCUGGAGUUCAUGUACGAGGGCAAGCUGCAGUUCCAGGACCUUCCCGUAGAGGAUGUGCUGGCAGCGGCCAGCUACCUGCACAUGUAUGACAUUGUGAAGGUGUGUAAGAAGCGCUUGAAGCAGAAGGCCACGGCAGAGGCAGACAGCACUCGCAGGGAGGAUGAUGGCGGUUCCAGCUGCUCCGACAAGGCUGACAGUCUGUCAGACGGUUCUACGGGCCGGCCGGCUACUGCUGACCUGCUGCACAGCGAUGAAGAGGAGGAGGGGAAGGCAGAGGGAGGACCACUGUGGCUGAGGCUGCCCUCUGCAGACAGACCGGGGACUCCGGCCAUCGCCACCACCAGCCCCGUGCACGGUGAGGUGGAGACGCAGACUGGGGAAGGGCUCAGGGAAGGAGGGAAGCUGCUCUCCCCAGCCGGCAGCCCCACCAGCUCCACCGGAUCGCUCUCCCAGAGGUCCCACCACUCCGUGAGCUCCCGCGGACGGCACAGAGGCAGAAGGGUGUCAAACGACGCCGCCGACUGCGUCCUGGACCUGUCGGUCAAGCCCAUCGCAGGCAGCAACCACAGCAAUCACCACCAGUCCUUCUUCAGCGGGGCGGCGACACCGGACAGCCUCCAAAGCCCGCUGGCCGUGAGGGUGAAGGUAGAGAGGGGCGUGGCUUCAGAUGAGGAAGAGGAGCUGGGAGGCGGCGAUUACGACAUGGAGCACAGCGGCAUCACCAAGGCCACGGUGCCCAGCGUCAACGGGGGCCUCACCCACCACAGCGUCGGGGGGCCUCUGUCGGCCCAGAGGCGGCUCGGCCUCGAGGCGCACCUGUCGGCCCUGCGAGAGGCCUCUCUGGCCUCGGAGAUGGAGCGGGAGGAGAAGCCUCCGACCGCGGCAGACGACGAGGACAUGUUGGGGGGCGAGAGCGAGCGCGCCCAGGCGGAGGUGGCCGGCAUGGAUAGCUCCCUCCUGCCCUACGUCUCCAACAUGCUGUCAGCGCAACACACCCAGAUCUUCAUGUGCCCGCUGUGCAACAAGGUUUUCCCGUCCCCACACAUCCUCCAGCUGCAUCUCAGCUCCCACUUCAGGGAGCAGGAGGGCAUCCGCUCCAAGCCCGCCGGAGACGUCAACGUGCCCACCUGCACUAUCUGCAGCAAGACCUUCUCCUGCAUGUACACGCUGAAGCGCCACGAGCGGACACACUCCGGGGAGAAACCCUACACCUGCACCACCUGCGGCAAGAGCUUCCAGUACUCACACAACCUCAGCCGACACGCGGUGGUGCACACGCGCGAGAAGCCGCACGCCUGCAAGUGGUGCGAGCGGCGCUUCACGCAGUCCGGGGACCUGUACCGACACAUCCGCAAGUUCCAUUGCGAACUGGUCAACUCGCUGUCGGUGAAGAGCGAGCCGCUGGCGCUGCCCAAUGUCAGGGAUUGGGCAAUCGAGGACAGCUCCCAGGAACUGUGGAAGUAGAACCAGACUGCUGGGUUUGAUGAGUGGAGGAGACAGGGAACGAAGGGCAGAGAGGCAUGGGGAGUAAAAAGGGAGGUGGCGAAGUUUGAUGUUCGGGGUUUAAGUGAGUCAUGUUUUUGUGUGUUGCAAAAUCUCAUUCAAUUGCACUUUAAUAGCACAUGAAAAUGUUACUACUGAGUUUUGUUUUAUUUUUUUUGUUCUUGCUGUUUGGGGUAAUUCGAGUUUAUUUCUGAACUCUUAUUUUUAUUUGGCGUAAGUUCUGUUGGGCGGUUUCCAUGCGUCUCAGAACCUGGGUCCCAGCGAGAAUGUCUCGCCUUUAACACUCUGUGCUCAAACUCAGACACAACACUCCGACGUUCACCACCGGCCCCGGUUCCACAGACAGCAGCGCCACCGCAGGAGUUCAGGUCGAACACACUGAACUGAGAAUCCAUUACAAUACACUAAACGGGUACUGUGAUCACCACGAGUCGACGCCGCCACACAGGUCGCAGGCGUGCGAGUGUGUGCGCGCGCGACGCUGCACUACUCUGGCAAAAAUUUCACCUGACGUGCGUGAGUGUGUAUGAGUGUGUUUUGUGUGUAUUAAUUUUGAUUUCCUACUGGCAUGGAGGUGUCGUUGGCGAAGCGCUCCCCGAUUCUCUCGUUAAGCUCUUUGGUGCCGUGUGUUCAGGGGAAAGCUGACUGACAGACAAACUGAUGGCACUCAUGCAAUGCACAGCCUCCUUUUUCACUUCCAAUCAAUUUGAAGUAUUUUGUAAAAAUGAAAAGACCAUUACAAAUUAUUAUAAUAAUUAUUAUUAUUGUUAUUAAUAGGUUUUUUCUUACAUCUAGCUGGCAGUCUUUAAAACAUCUCUUGUUGAAAAGGUAUUUAAUUUAAGGUUGUUGUAUAUUGUUCUGCUAUAGUUUUAACUUUAAUCUUUUUUUUAAAUUAAUGAUUAUUAUUAUUAUUAUUAUUAUUAUUUUGUUACUUUUUUGUAAUGGGACCUGCUGUUGUUGCAUGACGUCCAAACCUGUAUAUUUUAAAAUGAAAAUGUGAAUUUGCUGUAUUACUGUACACAUUGUAAUUGAUCAAAUAUUUGACAACGGGCUUUUCUUUUCUUUUCUUUACUUUCCGUUUCUUUUCUUUUCUUGGUGAAUUCUGCUCCAGGGUGCGGCCUGUUGAGAAACUGAAUAUUAUUUUCACAACUUUGGAAAAUGCAUGAAAAUUUGAUUUUGUCUUAAACCUUUAAGUUGUGGUUUUUGCAUCAGGGGGAUGUUUGAACAUUACACUCUAGACAGUGAAAGUUUUUUUUUUUUUUACACGUAGGUCUGUCGCUGAGCUUCUAGAAGAAAGUUACCGAAUGUGUUUUGGCCGGAUGUUGAAGCGAUACGAUGAAGCAUUUUAAACCUGUGUCUAUAUGCACUGAUCUCUGCUGCGUGUGUGAGUGUGUGCAUGUGUGUGUGUGUGUGUGUGUGUGUGUGUGUGUGUGCGUGCGUGCGUGCAUGCAUGCGUGUGUAUGACUUGGUUAUGACCAGUCAGUUGAACCUGCUGAAGAUCUUUGUCCACCGAGCACUUCCUCCUCCGGCUCCUCCUCAGGCGUUAAAUUUCUCCACUGCUGUAUGUUUGUUUUCCAUCUCUCACCACGCUGUCCUUUCCAGCUCUAGACGCGGUCGAGCCAUUUCUUGUUUAUUCCCGCUCAUUAGGCACUUACUUCAGGUCUGUUGAGUGCAGCUCUGUGACUCUGGCUUUGGAAGUGUGAAGGAUACAGGAGCAGAAAGCAGAGGAGCAGGGAGGCUGAGGCCGAGUUGUCCCGCUGAGAGGUGAAAGGUCGGAUAUGUUUCUCACACCACUCCGUCACGCGGAGCCGAGCUGUGCCGCGCUGAUCAGUCCACUAACCCACCCAACGCAGUGCCGCGGCAGCGUGGACACGACAAGGCGUUUCAUGCGCGCACGCUUUCCACUUACAACACUUGCUUUGAGACAGAUGGGAGAGAAUUGGCAUGCCUGAAUGCACCUUUUUAAGCUAAAAGACAUGAAGUCAGAUUUUUGCUGAAAAGAUGCCUUUAUUAAAAAAACAUUUCUGACACUAUGGAAGUAUUUGAUACUGUAAAGCAUUGAGAAAUAGUUGUUUAAAACUUAUAAAUUCUUGGAAUUUAUUGAAUUUAUCUGAUAAUGAUGUCUUAUUAUAUUUUGAUCACGUGAUUGGAAACGCUUUGUACGUGAAUGUUUUGAGUUGGACUACAUCAGUUUAACACGUUUCAUGUUUUAGCCGCUGUAUCUGUGGCGUUUUUAAACUUGGAGGGUCAGACGUUUGACAGCUCCUGCAGACGGCAGCUUCCCCCUCCGUGCGCGUGCCCCCGCCACCGUGCACGCGUUGGGUGGGGCGCCUGCAGGUGCCGCCCCGUCAUCUGGCGGCACCUUCCAGCGCUGCCAGUGCAGCGGCGUGGGUGAAGACGACGACGCGGCGGCGACGGCUCCUCGUCGCGCGUCGGCACUUUUAUUUUCUUCAAACGUCCUUUUUUUUUGUCACUGGCGACGUUUCUGCAUAUGGGCUCACUCCAUCCUGCUGUUGUUUUCAUCAUUACUGCUGUUUUCCUUGUUGUCGUUACAUUCUGGCCCACUGGUUGUACUUGACGGCCUUAAACUGCUGUAGUCCUGCUGGUUUGUUUGUUUCUUAUACCAUUUUUUAAGAUGUGGGGUGGAGGUGUGGGAGCGCUGUCGGUCGCUCACGCCGCUCUGAAGGCGCCGCCCCGGUCAGACAUCUCCAUCUUUUGCUGUGCUUACUUGAAAAUAAACGGGAAGAUGUUUUUUUUUUUUUUAAUGGAAGGUAUAAAAUUAAAUAGACAGUUUAUGGAAAGUCAAGGGGGGUUUGGGGGAUGAUGGUGAGGGGUGAGGGGUGAGGGGUGGGGGAAGUGAAACAACUGUUUUGAAAAAAGGACAAUCACUGUCUGGGGAAAAAACAAGCAGAUUUUGAUUGAGAUAUAUUUACUCCCCCUUGAGAUUAAAAAAAUUCUUUGCUUUUGUUUUAUGUUCCUUUUUCAGAUUUAGUCAUUUUUAGCUUUGACAAUCAUAGAUUUUUUUUGUUUUUCUCAAAGGGAGUAAAUUCUAAUUGUGUUUAGUUUUGUAAUUUUUUGGCGUGUUGUUGUUGACAUUUUUAAAUUGUGUGCAAAACUGCAAUAAAUUAUAAGAAUCUUGAAAUUCAA
Molecule: messenger RNA, 5528 nt
Organism: Betta splendens (Siamese fighting fish)
Lineage: Eukaryota; Metazoa; Chordata; Actinopteri; Anabantiformes; Osphronemidae
Gene: zbtb18
Product: zinc finger and BTB domain containing 18
Exons: 3
Coding region: 450-2342 (630 amino acids)
Biological process (GO): regulation of transcription by RNA polymerase II
Cellular component (GO): nucleus
Molecular function (GO): protein binding; DNA-binding transcription factor activity, RNA polymerase II-specific; RNA polymerase II cis-regulatory region sequence-specific DNA binding
Source: RefSeq, a predicted model, not a curated record